Ilyonectria robusta is the source of this 1521-nucleotide messenger RNA. RefSeq lists its product as uncharacterized. Gene Ontology annotation, biological process: DNA-templated transcription; regulation of DNA-templated transcription. The transcript is spliced from 3 exons. The record is from RefSeq and is a predicted model, not a curated record. Gene Ontology annotation, cellular component: nucleus. NCBI's taxonomy places the organism in Eukaryota, Fungi, Ascomycota, Sordariomycetes, Hypocreales, Nectriaceae. Gene Ontology annotation, molecular function: DNA-binding transcription factor activity, RNA polymerase II-specific; DNA binding; zinc ion binding. Bases 1 to 1521 code for a protein of 506 amino acids.
AUGAAGGUUGCAACGGCCUGUACGCAGUGUCGUGCUAGCAAACGCAAGUGCUGGCUGCCAAAGCACACCAGAGGCUUGGUGCCCUGCGCGCAAUGGCCCCAGCCAAGCCCAAACAAGCCGCAGCAACCGACAGAGACGCCCUCUACUCCUCCGCUCAUCCCGCCUCUGCGCUCACCGGCCCUCUCGGAUCAUCUAACGAGACGGCUGGUGGAGAACUACAUCUGGUGUAUCCAUGACCGCCCGCACAGCAUCUUCCACCUGCCGACGCUCCGCUCUGCUGUCAGAGCGAAGAGACUGCCGCCCGCCAUCCUUCAGGCUCUGCUCAGCUUCGGCUCGCUCUUCCAUCCCGACCCUGACGUGUCAUCGCUGGCCCCGGGCUUCUUCGAAGACGCUAAGAGGCAUCUGCACCUCGAUCUCGAAAACGUCUGCGUAGAAAACGUCCAGGCAUGCAUCUUGAUCGCCAAUCUUUCGGCCGCCCUGCUCCGGGCGUCGUCAGAAGCAUUGUACUUCGGUAUUGCCAUCCGAAUGGCCGAAAUUCUGCACCUCGACGUUCUUGAUAGCACAGAUACAGUCGCCGUCCAAGAGCUGAAGCGGCGCGUAUGGUGGACAUUGUUUAUGUGUGACCACUGGUGCUCGGCUGGCAACGGCAUCCCUCGAAAGAUGGAUAGCUUCAAUAGGACCGUCGAGUUGCCCAUGGACGAGUAUAUCUUUCACAGACUCGACGCGGGCGAAACGACAGUAUACACGCGCUACGAGCCCGGGCUUUGGGCCCAUAUGAUUACCCUAGUCGAGAAUUUUGGGCCGAUCCAAGAUCUGAACUGGAAGGUGGCCCAUCACGAUAUUGAAGAUGCCGCUGCAGAAGAUGCCGUUCUCUCCCUCAUGGAAAUGUUGGCUGCCUGGGAAGACAAUCUUCCGGCGUACGUGAGAUACAACGAGACGAACCUUGAUAACUACCGCGCUAAGGGACUAGGCGGUGUUUUUAUGGCACUUCACAUGGGCUUCAAUCACUACGCCACCCUCCUUUACUACCAGUAUCUCGAUGUCAAUCGCGUGGCCACGACAAGAGAGAAGGAAUUCGCCGAGCGCUGCAAGCAAUACGCCACUGCACAGAGCAUCUUGUUAAGUACAGCCAGAGAACGGGGAGAUUGCCCCCUCAUGUACCCCGGAGUCGGCCACUCCGCUGUCAUAUCGUCAUCCGUCUUGUUGCAUACAGUCAUGUUUGGGAAGGAAGAUGAAACCAUUGCCGCCAAAGCCCAUCUGGUAUCGAACUUCCAGGCUUUAAAGGAGCUGAGACAGUACUGGCCUUCCUUAGAGCUGAUAGUCAGAAGGCUCACGGUUUUUCAAGCAGCCUGCUUACGAGACGCGGAUUGCCAUAUGUACAGAUUCGACAAGUGGAUGGUAAGGUUUCUGUUGGAAUACCACCAGCUAAUAGACGACAAGCUUCCAGAUAUGCUUCUUUGUCUUAUUCAGGAGUUCGGGGAGAGUUUUGGUGAAUGGAACGGGUUUCUGUGCAGCGAGUAG